AUGACUGAUGGCAAUGAGAAACUUAAACAAAUGGAGGAGGAGAUGGAUAGAUUCGAGGCUGAGAUUGCUCAUCAGUCGUCGGGCAAGACACCGAAUAAUAUUCCAAUCUCUGGCGGAUUUACAUUCCCUCCUGUUACUAACUUUAUGCCUCCCCAGUUACGUGUUCAUCAAAACCCGACCAACGUCGUGCAGCCAGUUUAUUCGGGUAAUCACAAUUUUUAA
This is a messenger RNA of Schistosoma guineensis, 222 nucleotides long. Lineage: Eukaryota; Metazoa; Platyhelminthes; Trematoda; Strigeidida; Schistosomatidae. The record is from the annotation of a GenBank genome assembly.